AUGGAGGGUAUCAUAAACACCUCUACCCAAAGCAGAGAUAUUUACGAAGUACAACCAGAACGCAAUAGAGCCCUAAAAUUACUUGCAUUACAUAUAUUGAAACACCUCCCAGAGGAUAUUCUUCGUGAAGAGUCAGACUUUUCGUCGAUUAAAUCUAAUGAAGCUAUCCCAGAUUAUGGGGCAUGUCAAGAAUGUGAUAAGCCUAUUUUAACAGAAGAUCUGCCUAGAUCCCUCAUUUUAAAUGUCUGUGGUGAUAUGAUCCACCGGACUUGUGCAAGAGGAACUGAUAAGAGAGGAACGUUAUAUUGCUCAUGUGGCAAGAAUGAUGAUAGCGACCCAUUAUUGCCUUCAGAGGAUUUUGAAUUUGAUGAUGAUCUGUUUGAGGAAACUUGCGAUAAGUGUUCUGAAGUAAUCUCUAAAGUGCCUCUAUUAAGGCUUGAUGCUUCCGUAUCUACACCAGUCGUACUGCUACCAUGCAGACAUAAGGCUCAUUUCGGAUGCAUUGGUAAUAAGAAUAAGCUGUGUCCUAAAUGCCUGUCAAUUGAUGAUCUUGAAAAAGAAGGAUAUUAUAUUUCACCUACUUUCGAUGGAGCAUUCAAGAAAAGGAAGAGAAAAGAUGAUUCGCGUAAAUCUACUAGGGGUACAAAAGCGCAAACUAUGAUUCGUGAGCUGUCCAUCCGCCUAGCUAGUGAAGUAUCAAUUGGUGCACCUCCCAAAGAUUCUGACAUGGGAAAAGUUUCGAAUCAAUUCCACAAAUUAUAUUAUGAGAUUGAUGAUGCAGAAAAAAAUGGGGAUCAGACUAAUAGAGAUUUAUUGCGGAAAGGUUGCGAAGAAAUGCCAGGAACUGUCUGGGAGCUAAGGUGA
This is a messenger RNA of Funneliformis mosseae, 864 nucleotides long. The record is from the annotation of a GenBank genome assembly. Lineage: Eukaryota; Fungi; Glomeromycota; Glomeromycetes; Glomerales; Glomeraceae.